Molecule: messenger RNA, 3246 nt
Organism: Catharus ustulatus (Swainson's thrush)
Lineage: Eukaryota; Metazoa; Chordata; Aves; Passeriformes; Turdidae
Gene: TRMT1L
Product: tRNA methyltransferase 1 like
Exons: 16
Coding region: 37-2400 (787 amino acids)
Biological process (GO): tRNA N2-guanine methylation
Cellular component (GO): nucleus
Molecular function (GO): RNA binding
Source: RefSeq, a predicted model, not a curated record
GGGCCGCCCUCAGCGUGCGGGCUCCGCGGCGGGAACAUGGCAGCGCUGGAGGCGGCGGAGGCCGCGCUGGGGCAGCGCCAGCAGCUGCAGCAGGAGGAGGAAGAGGAGGAGGAAAACCACGACCAUAGCCAUGAGCAUGAAGGCGACGGCGAGCCGGCGGCGCUCAAUGGUUUGGUGGUCUCUGAAAAAGUGAAAAGCAACAACAUUGAUGUGAAAAUUCCCAAGUCAGAAUUGGAAGCUGAAGAAAAAGGAGCGGAGGAAGAACGCCCAAGGGAAUCUGAUAGCAACAUUUUGGAUAUAUCAUCUAAUUACCCAAGAGACAAACAUAUUUCAAUUCAGAGACACCUUGCUGAUCUAGAGAAACUGGCUGACUUGAGAGAAGGUGAGUUUUCCACAGCAGCGUCCCGGAACACAGAUCUUUGUGUUACAGAUGAAAGGAAGCCUUGUCCGUUGUGUCCUGAGGAGAAAUUCAAAGCUUGCUAUAGCCACAAACUCCAUCGUCACUUGCAGAAUUUGCACUGGAAGGUUUCUGUUGAAUUUGAAGGGUACAGAAUGUGCAUCUGUCACUUAUCCUGUCGGCCAGUAAAACCCAACCUUGUUGGAGACCAGACAUUGUCAAAGAUGGGAGCUCAUUACCACUGUAUCAUCUGCUCAGCCACUAUAGUACGAAGAACUGACAUGAUAGGUCACAUUAAUCGUCAUGUGAACAAAGGAGAGACUGAGUCAAGGUUUAUCACAGUUCGUGCUCCCAAGUCAUCUUACGAAGUGGUGAAAGAGUCAGCCACAGAUGUGCAGGUUCUUCCCAACCACUCCACACCCCAGAAAACAGAUUCCUAUUUUAAUCCUAAAAUGAAACUCAACAGGCAGUUGAUAUUCUGUGCACUGGCCGUGCUUGCUGGGGAGCGCAAACCCAUCGAAUGUUUGGAUGCUUUUGGUGCCACUGGUAUCAUGGGAUUGCAGUGGGCAAAGCACCUCAGAAGUUCUGUGAAAGUUACAAUUAAUGAUUGUAAUGAAAAUUCUGUGUCAAUGAUUAAGGAAAAUUGUCAUUUAAACAAAAUGAAGGUGAAACUGAACAUUAGGGAACAAGACAACAAUGAAACUGUGGGAAAUGGAGAAGAAAAUAGUGACACCAUUGAGGUGACAAAAAUGGAUGCCAAUGUUGUCAUGCAUUUGAGAUCUUUUGAUUUUAUCCAUUUGGAUCCCUUUGGAACUUCUGUGAAUUACCUGGACUCUGCCUUUAGAAAUGUGAGAAACCUUGGGAUUGUGUCAUUGACAUCCACAGACAUCAGCUCCCUCUAUGCCAAGGCUCAGCACGUGACCCAGCGUCACUAUGGCUGCAAUAUUGUCAGAACAGAGUACUACAAGGAGCUGGCAGCCAGGACUGUAAUUGCUGCUGUCACAAGAGCUGCAGCUCGCUGUAACAAAGGCAUUGAAGUGCUGCUGGCAGUAGCUCUGGAACACUUUGUUCUGGUGGUGGUCAGAGUUCUGCGGGGCCCAACCCCUGCAGAUGAUUCAGCAAGGAAGGUCCGAUACCUCAUCCACUGCCAGUGGUGUGAAGAGAGGGUUUUUCAGAAAGAGGGCAAUAUGAUGGAAGAAAACCCUUACCAGCAGCUGCCCUGUGACUGCCACGGCAGCAUGCCUGGGAAGACAGCAGUGCUUCUUGGUCCUCUCUGGUCAGGAGCUCUCUUUAACACUGGAUUCCUCAGGAGGAUGCUCCUGGAGGCUGUGCAGUAUGGCUUGGAUGAAGCUCAGCCACUGCUGAAGACAUUAAUCUGUGAAUCAGAGUGCACAACUCCCAAACAUUUUUCUACCCACAGUCCUGGUGACGAGAACAAACAAGAAGAGUGUGGCGUCUAUAUCAGAACACCAAAUACUUCUGUAGAAUCCUACUUGGUACAUGGCUUUGCUGGGGUGCCUGUGAGUGCUGAGGGGUGUCAGUGGCCUUGUUGUGCUGCAGGGAAGAGGAAAAGCGAGGAGGUGUUGCGCGGCAUAGCGAAGCGGCAGCGGGCCGAGCACAGCACCGAGCACCCCCCGUUCUACUACAACAUCCACCGGCACAGCAUCAAGGGCAUGAACAUGCCAAAGUUAAACAAGUUCCUGAACUAUCUGUCAGAGGCUGGAUACCGCGUGAGCCGAACCCACUUCGACCCCAUGGGAGUCCGCACCAAUGCGCCCCUGGCAGAGUUCAAGACUGUUCUCAUGGAGUACAGCACUCCCACCUAUGUGGGGGCACAGGCAGAAGGCCCUGUGCACCUCCCUGGAGACAUCCAGGUGGGAGAAGAGGUUCCAGCAGCUGCAGCAAUCAAGGUAGAGGAGGCUGAGUUAGCAGAAGAUGAUCAAUCCGGAGUCUCCGCUGCCGUGUUCACACAGCCCUACCCCACUCACUGUGCUGCUGAUUAAUGCAGAUGGGUUUGUUCAUCAGGAUGUUACAGACUUCCAGCACACCCUGUUCCAGUAAGCCACUCCUUCCUCCCAAGCUGGAGUUUGACCGUUUUGAGCUGCCUGUUGUACUUUGAAGGGACAGUUUAGACUUAGGUAGCAGAACUUAGCCCUGAUCCCGGCACGGCUGUGGUCACAAAACCAGCACUGUGGGAAAGCUGUGGAAUUACCUGCUGUUACGCUCACCUCCUUUUCACACUGAGGUAUGGAGGCUGCUUCCUAGUCUGUCCAAGCCUUACUGCCAGCGCAGCAUCCUGGAAGGGGGACCAGGCCAAAAGUGUUCAGCAUUUUGGAAUAUGAGAUUAUUGUGAAACAGCCUAUUCCUAAAAUGCAUCAUUCCUAAAACCUGGCCGGCUAUGAUCCAGAGAGAGGGCAUGUUAAGGUAAGAAACAGCACAGGAUAAAAUGCCCUCUGAGUUAAAGCCAGUCCUGCCUGGGGGCAGCUGUAACUCCAGGUUGCAUGUUACUCUGCGUUCAGGUCUGUUUCCAGGGUUCUGCCUCCAGGCAGGAGCUGAUCCCAGGAGAAUGGGAAGGAGCGGUGACGUGGCUGCUACUGAAUUUCCAUUUGUUACUGAACCCGUAGUGAAUUGUGUAGUCACUCUAGGUAGUUGUCUGCUCAGAGCUUACAGUGGUUGUGUGCUGCAGAGGAGUACAGAGACAAGGGACUACAGUGGAUGUUCAGGUGCAGUUUUGUGGUGACUUAUCAGUAGUAACUCUGAGCUAAGAUCUCUUCUGUGAAUGAGCAAAGCUGCCAGGUGUUGGCAGUUCUGGUUUCCUUAAAUACAUGGCAGCAUUCCAGCCAAACGAA